Messenger RNA from Aplysia californica (California sea hare), 3880 nucleotides. Its product is annotated as lateral signaling target protein 2 homolog. Lineage: Eukaryota; Metazoa; Mollusca; Gastropoda; Aplysiida; Aplysiidae. The record is from RefSeq and is a predicted model, not a curated record. The coding region runs from base 236 to 3733 and encodes 1165 amino acids. The transcript has 13 exons. Gene Ontology annotation, cellular component: early endosome membrane. Gene Ontology annotation, molecular function: metal ion binding.
UCGAUUUUUGUUGUACAUUUAGGCCUACUGUUAACACCAAUAAAUCUGGGACUUCGUGAAACCUGUGUUGUUUUUCCAAUUGGCCUGUUUCCUGUUCCGGAACAAUUGGUGACAGUCGCAGACGAGGAAGAAAGAGAUUUGCAAAAGGAUGUUUCACGCAAAGUCAUUUUAUUAGAUUUUCACUAAAGGAUGAUUUUGUGCUACAUAACGUAUUUUUGAUGUCCAGUGACCGAACAUGAAUUCACUAAGGAGGUGGUUGUACAGGCCAAAGAGGGCAGACCAGUCUUUGUUGGCUCAGUUCUAUUUCGCUGAUGAAGAACUGAAUUCUAUAGCUGCAGAGCUUGACAGUUUUGAGGCUCGCAAAGAUCCAGAAAGAUGCACAACACUUGUGAAUCAACUUCGUACCUGCCAGGCACGAGUUUUGUCUAUAGUGUUCCAGAUGAUGGAGGAGACUGUGAAAGACUUACGAGCCCCUCGAGAUUUUCGGGUCAAAUUUCCAGAUGACAUUAUCCAGGAGAACCUUGCCGGGCAGCUUUGGUUUGGGGCGGAGUGCUUGGCAGCUGGUUCUAGCAUUAUGAACAGAGAAACAGAAAGUGCUGCUAUGCGACCUUUGGCCCGGGCUCUCACGAAAAAUCUUGACAGCUUACGAAACAUUCUCAGAGAACAGUGCCUUCGGAGUGUUCAUGACUAUACUCUUUUGAUCAAGGAGUCUCUGAUUAUCUUUGACAAAUUGUUUGCUGAAUUUGAGCUCAGCUAUGUGAGUGCGAUGGUUCCUGUCAAAACAGCUCAUGAGUAUGACAUGAUUCAAGAGAUCACAGUUCUUUUCUCAGAAACUGUACAAAGAGCUCUUCGCUUGGGCUUGCUCACUCAAGACACAAUAGAUGAAUAUGAUCCAGCAUUAAUGUUCACCAUACCUCGACUUGCUAUUGUCAGUGGGGUCCUGAUCUUCAAAGAUGGGCCACUAAAUCCAGACAAUGAUCCUUGGCACAUUUCUGAGAUGUUCAGACCAUUCCAGACUUUACUCAUCAAAAUUAGGGAACUUCUCAACAUUCUGUCGGAAGAAGAGGUGCGCUCCUUGGAAUCUGCUUUAUGCAGCCAAGCUGAGCCUUCCUUCCUUGCCGGCCUGGAAGAGGAGAAAGCUAGUGCCAGCGCUGCUGCUGAACAUGAAGACAAUGGUCGGAAGUCUGCCCACACAUCGAAAAAGGAUGAGUCUGAAGGUGACGACAACAGUGUUGGUAGUGAAUUAACAGCUCUGGAGAUAGCUGAGCGCCUGGAGGCUUUAGCCUUGAACUUUGAAGCUUCUCGCAUGUUGAACAACAAAACAUCUGCCCAGGGAGGUAGUGAUCGGAGUAGCCAGUCAAGUGCACAGAGACAGUCAACUGCUCCUGAUCCUGAGGGAUCGGAUACUGCCUCCACAUCUUCUUCUUCUUUCUCAGGAGAGGAAUCGGCUACAGAGAAAAUGGAGCAGAAAGGAGCUCCAGUAUCCGAUGUGCAGAAAGCUAAAGAUGUGCAUACAUCUGAUGGUGGUUCUGGGAACUGUGAGGCUGUAAAUGAUGUGAAUACAAAUUACAAUUCUUUGGAAGUGCUCUCCGACCCCACAUCCUCUGUUUCCAUUCCAGGCAGUUCUGCAACUGUUGAUCUGCAGUCUACAGUGAGUAGUGACCCACAGACAAAGGAUUUGCCAUCUUCUCAGUCAGAUAAGGCUGUGCCCAAAAGUGUAGACUGCUCCGUGCCUAAAAGUGUUGAUAAUGAGUCAGAAUGUGCCUUAGCUGCACCACCGAUCACAAGCCACCCUCAGAACAGCAGUAUCCCAGCUGACGUGACUGCAGGGCAAUCUUUGCCGAACCCAUCCGUGGACACACACAGUUCUUCUAGGGACAGAAUAUCUCCAAAAUCGGAAGAUCAACAGUGUAGUGCUGAUCCUCUAGCCUCCACCUCAGCUUCAGAGGAAGGAGGCUCACACCAAGAAGCAUCUGCUGGUCUGAAUUCAGCAGCUCCUACAGAGAGCUCAUCUGCUUUGCCAGCCUCCCCCACUCUGUCUUUCAUUGCACAAGGCAACAGUUCUAUGUCAGGGCUAUCCAGUGGCCUCAGUAAAUGUGACAGCAUUGACUCUGGACUGUACAGUGACCUGCUAAGUCAGUCUGACAGUCACAAUACGAUUUCCUCUUCGGACUCUCAUCUGCCCAGUACUCCGAAUGACUACCACUCAUUUGUUGAUGUGACAAGCGGUGAAGUUAAAUGUGGCAAUAGCCCGAGUGUGGACAGUCAGGAUUUACCAGCACUUAAUGACCAUUGUCAGCUUAAUGUUGAAAAAUCUACGAGUGAUAAUACUGCAGAGAUGUGUAACACACAUCAUUCAUGUGGUACUGAGACCCACAAAGCUUCUUCUCAGUGUGAUAAUUCAGUGGCUGAUGUCAGUAAUUCUACAAUGGUUGACCAUUGUGAAGGAGGUCGUGUCCCUUCUGUGGGUAUAAACAGUUGUGAUUCUGCAGAGAAAGAUCAGGCAAUCGAUGGAGAUGCUAAUUCAGGCUUUUUAAAGACUGAAAGUGCUUAUUGUCUCGAUUCAAAUACUGAUACGAACAAUCAUUGUGAUACCGUCUCAGACUCUUUGCUUAUUCAGAGAAAAGAACUUGCAGAUGUAGCCCCUGCAUCUUCCUCACAGUCUCAUUCUAUGUCGGAAAUUCCCAUUGAAACUGCCACAGUUGAGAACCCUGUGCCUUCAUCGUCCCAGGUGCCUGAGGAAGAGCAGGGCCCUGACUCAUUGUCUGUUCAGGGGGCUGUUGCUUCUAGACCAUGUUCACUGCUGACACAGGAACCAGCAAGUGGGACAAAUGAUGUGAGAGAAAAUACAGAGACAUCUGAGGAGUUGCAAGGACAGCCUCAUUCCUCACAGAGUGCUACACAAACAUGUGAUCAAAUUUUGGGUGAUGUAGAUGGUGGUAGUAAUGACAAAUCCAGCUUAUCUGUGGGUACUGGCAGUGUAAGCAGUCAGCCCCCACUUUCUCAAACAAGACCAUCGAAAGUGAAAAACAAGAAGCACAGUGGACAGGGGGUUCACAAAAGUAGAUUGUCGGUUGGCAAAGCAAAGCAGAAGAAGUCACAGGCUUUGCGGGAUGAGAAACUUGCAAAACGCUCACCCGAUAACGAUUGUGCCAGCAGUGACACAAGUUCUUACACCUCUGACAGUGCUGAUAAGGAAGAAAUUGCUCUUGCAAUGGAGGCCGCUGAGAAAGCUACUCAAUCCAAAGUGCGUGCUCAGUUUCGCAGUAGUAAUGAUAUGAUCCAUCGCCUUUUUGUCUGCAUCUCUGGUGUGGCUGACCAGCUUCAGACAAACUAUGCUGGAGACUUAAGGAACAUCCUGCGGGCAGUUUUUGACAUGAACUGCUCAUAUAAGGCAGAGUUAGGGGAUGAGGAGAGGACAGAAGACGCAACUCCUCUCGGAGCAGCUUAUCGGGCCAUUCGUGCCAGCCGUCGCACUCGUAGCAUUGGCCAACGGCAGGAUCCUCCUUUGUGGUUGCCGGAUGAACAGACCAGUGAGUGCAUGUCAUGCCAAGUGCCCUUCACUUUUGUUCGUAGGCGACAUCACUGUCGUAACUGUGGAAAGAUCUACUGCAGUCGCUGCUCAAGUAAUUUUGUCCCACUGCCUCACUUUGGGGAAGACAGGGCAGUACGUGUUUGCAACAGAUGUUUUAUGUUUCAAGUGACUCACUUCACACCUCGCACUCCAUCAUGACCUGAAGAUACAAGUUUUUGUGUGGAAAAUUUCGCCUGUACCCAUUUAACAUUUGUAUGUGCUCUCACAGUGUCCGUGCGUGCCUGUGUGUUUUGUGUGUGUCUAGGCACGUAUGUGUUUGCUUGUGUGUGUGUGUGUGUGUGUGUG